Durusdinium trenchii is the source of this 3624-nucleotide messenger RNA. NCBI's taxonomy places the organism in Eukaryota, Dinophyceae, Suessiales, Symbiodiniaceae. The record is from the annotation of a GenBank genome assembly.
GUUCUGCUCAUGAGAUUUGGCCUAUGUAGUCGCUUUCGAUUGCAGCACUGGUGCGUAGGAUUCAUCCUGGGACUGGCGGCAUCAAAUCCGACCUGCCUUCCAGAUGCUAUCCCCCCAGAGCAGCGCCAGUGGAUGAAGGACAAUGAUGGCCAAGAUCUUCCAGUAGGCCUCUUUAUUUGCGCCUGGGACUCCUCCCACCUCUUUACGCGAAUGGCCUUGAUCCUGCUCCAAGAGGUCAUGGGAUAUCAUGCUGAAGAGCACCCAGUGGUGGGUGAUUCUUCCUCCAACUCCAUUUAUGCCCUUGGGGGCUGUCGAGACUUUAAUGGAUUGGGCUCCGAGACAGAGAGAGGUUGCGACCAGCAAGAGACGAGGAUUCACAUUAUGGUUGAUUCCUGGAUCUACUCCUAUGCCAGUGUCCUGAAGGCUUUGACGACGCGUUACCCUCACCUUGCGCCGGUGGAUUUGGGGAGCAUGGGCUUUGAUGGCCAGGAGUCGAUCUUUGUGAGCAAAAGAGAUCGCGAUGAGGCGUCGGAUAGAGAAGGUCUAUCCUUGGUCUUCUACGAGAGCUACAACACGACACAUCACGAUCCCAAACGGUAUUUUGAUGAGAUUUCUCUCAUCAAUCGUUCUUCUCUGAAGCCUUGCAAUCAAACCAAUUUGCUUGAUCUGGCCUUCAUGGCCAACUAUCUCCAUUGGACGGGUGACAGGGAAGGAUUACUGGCUGUAAAUGGUGGACACAUCGGACGUUGUGACGAUGGCUUCUGGUGGUUGGCACCCAGUUGUCGGAGCGCCUCAUCCACAUGUAUUCCUGUCAUUACUGCAGGGUCUGGUUGGAAGCUACAAUCCAUCAUGCAGUGGUGCACAGAAUAUGGCAUGCCUUGUGCGGUUGGUGUGGCUAGAGACAGCUCAGAAUGGGUCCAGAUUGGCAGCGACGUGAAGUCCAUUUUCUACUGGUGGAUUCCCGAAUCGGGUUUCGUGCAUUUGAAGCCCAGUCCUAUCAUUUUCCCUGAGUACAAUGCCUUCGAGUGGGCUCAGGGAAAUGAGAGAACUGCCAUCAGUAAGGCUUAUGUGAACAAGGCCGCCAGCAGCAACUUGAAGCUGAAGGCUCCCAUGGUGGAAGAAUUUGUGGCGCGAAUGUCCUUCAACUUAGAUGAGACCCAGGAGCUUCUCUUGGCCACUCGAUCCAGCUCCUUCCAGGAGGUGGCCUGCGACUGGAUUAAGGAGAACCGCCAGCGUUGGAUGGCCUGGAUACCGGUGAGUUCCAACUGCUUUUUGGGUUUCGGGAUGGUGGACAGUACCGGUACCUUCUUGACUUCGCGCUCCACUGCGACCGACUGUGAAGUCUGUCCACCAGGCAGAUUCUCAGAAGCUUUCCUGGACGCAGAUGGUGCAACCUACCUUUGUGUGCCCUGUGCGCCCGGCUACUACCAAGGCUCUAGCGCCACUGAAGCCUGUGACCCAUGCCCUGCAGGCACCUACAACUUGCAAUGGGGCAAGCAGAGGUGUGAUCCAUGUGGAGUUGGAACAUAUCAGGAUGCGAAAGGAAUGAUCAGUUGCAUUCCGUGCAACGAGAGAACAACGCUUUUCCAGGGCGGCACAUCAGAAGACGACUGCGUGUGCAAACAGGGGCUCAUCGAAGACACUGGGCUUUGCCUCAGCUGCAGCACCGGACUCCAAUGUCCGAAAGGGAGCACUGUGGCACUCUUGCUUGGGCAGGAGAAUGUCACCGAAGGUCAGGACCCACCGGUCUUGCAGCCGAGCUUCAAUAGUGCUCCGGAGCGACCCUUGAAGGUGUAUCGAUGCCAAGAGUCUUGCCCUGGUGGACGCCCUGGCACAUGUAUGAAUGGCCGUGUGGGAUGGACCUGCUCGGAAUGUCCUGUUGGGACCUUCGCCCGGUCGAAUGAAGAGCCAUGUGUCCAAUGCUCCGAGAAUCAAGCUGCGAUCGCAGCUGCCAUCAGUUGCGGUGCCCUGUUUGUCGCCCCCGUGGUCUUUCUCAGCUACUACCCCAUGCAGCACGCCUAUGUGGCAAAGGGCUUCCCGGCCAGCGUGAUAGCUUCCAUGACUGGAGAAGUGCUGAACUAUUUGCAGGAGCUGUCGGUGAUCACGCAAGCGCCCACGGCAUGGCCCGCCCUGAUGACCGAGACGGCGAGUUCGGUGAAGAUCUUCACGCUGAAUCUGGAGACACUUGGUGUGGGCUGUUUUGCAACGAGCACAGGACAACGCUACUUUUGGCAUGCCGCGACCUUCCCCCUUGUGAUCAUAGUCAUUGUGGUGAUGUCUCUCUUCAGCCGGCUCUUUGGGGAGAGGACUUUUUGGGACUACCAGUUGCGAUGGACCUGGCAUGGUACCUGUGCAAUGGUGGGCAUGUUUUGCCAGACGACCUUCGUGACCAUGGCCAACGUGGGCUUCUCUCCGCUCAUGUGCUAUGCCCACCCCGACGGUGAAGAGAGUGUCCUGCAGUUCAGCGGGAUCUUCUGCUGGACCAGCGAGCAUGCGGCGAUGGUGGUUGAGGGCAUGGUGUCGCUGACUUUGAGCAUGUCCUUCUUGGUGCUGUGCUUUUGGGCGGCCUACAAGGCACCCAGCUGGUCCUUGGAAAAACAAGCGGCAGCCAAGUUCCUCUUUGUCGACUUCCGGCCGGACCAUUGGUGGUAUGGUGGCCUCUUACUCUUUCGAGACCUCCUUCUCUCGCUCCCCUCCGUGAUCGCGCCCAACUCGGCCCACGUGCAGCUGGUCUUGCUGCAUGCCUUGAUUCUGAUCUCAGCCGUGAUGCAAGCCUAUUUCCAGCCGCGGAAGACCCCUGCAAUGAAUCUGGUGGUGACGGUGGUGAAUUGCAUUUUGGUGACCUUGCUGGGCAUUGGCUUGGGUAGCAUUCAGAAGGACGCUGAGGCGACUCCCUUUCUGGAGGUUCUGGGUGCAAUCGUGUGCAUCGUGUUCUUUGUCAUCUGUGGCAGUGUGUUCUUGGUGUUCUUUGCCGCGAUCAUUCUUGAGAAGCUAGGCUACCCAGCACUGGGAAAGCGCUGCAGCAACCUGGGCAACAUGCCUGAGUCCAGGACCUUGCUGCUGCUCUUGCGGAUUCUGUCCAAAGGCUGGGAGAAGUGCAAGACGGAGCAGGAAUUCUUGAUCGAGCGACUGGAGCAGCUUGGGAGCUAUGAUGUCCGCAUGCUGUUGAAAUCGCUGGUGAUUCUGGAGGCAGAGUUGGGAAUCAUGGCGCCGGCCCAAUCGAAGCGCAGUUCAACGCCGUCGGCCGUCUCCAUUCAAAGCGUCUUUUCGACGGUCUCUGAACUCACGGGGAGUGGCCGGAUCAAGACCAAAGCUGCACAGAAUAUCGCCAGCAUGAACAGCGCACUUGGGAUGAGACAAGACACCGCGAGGAUUGCCACGGAGCUCCGAAAAUCCAACUCCGCGUUGCACUUUGAUGAUGAUGAUGAGCCACUGACCAGGAAGGAAGAUGGACAAGACGCAGAAGUGGAAGUGGAUGGAAACGAUUUGGAAGCCAAUCCAGGUUGCACAACACGCGUGUCAACAUCAAGUACUUUCAACCUUGAUGCGGCCGACGAUGAUAGGUGCAGCAUUGCUUUGGAAGAGCAACAGGAUGUGAGGACCCUGGUCAUGAACCAGCUCUAG